AUGACCGAACACGCGACUCUCGAUGUUUUCAAGGUAUUGGAGAGUGAAUACUGUCCUCCACUCGACCCCGCUCUUUUCGCGGCUAUCGCGCAUGAUUAUGACUGUGACGAAAACUUCGACAAUAUCAACGAGUUGCGUACUACACUAAAUGAACUCAAGGCGUUUGCUGAAGCUCAAGAUGACUGCACGUUUGAUCCAUCGGGAACAAGUGGCCAGGGUUUUUGUGACGGGGACGGCGCUCCCUCGGCAAGCAUUCACUCGUCCCAAAAAACCUUACAAUCUCUCGAGUCCGCCAUUUCAAGUCUUGGGUCCACCUUUUCAGCGUCAAGCCUGGGACGAGAUGAAUCAACAGGAGGGCAUUCGUCGCAAGCCAAGAGCCAGAGAAUGUUUGCAAUACCGAGUUCAAUCCAUCCAGGAGGCGCAUUCUCGAAUCUGGGUCCAGAUGGGAGGCAGGAAUAUUUACAAGAAAUGUUCCCUUCUAUAAAGCCCUACACGAUUGCUCAUACUCUCGGAAAAUUUAACUACGACAUUGACAAGUCGAUGGAUGUUCUGCUCAACCUGGCGUUUUUCGACGAUUACCGCGAAGGCGACAACUCACAAAUGAAUUUUGAAUCCAUCUCAAUUCCAAAAGGAAUCGAAGGGUUUGGAGAAGGAAGUGGCUCAACAAAGGGCCGCAGGAAAGGAAAGGGGAAAAGGAAGCAAGGAAAGACGAAUGGAUUCCUGGAACAAUAUUCUGCUACUUAUACCGAAAACGGGCCAACUGGCAACUCGAAAGUCAACAGAUGGGACAAUGGAAAGAAAGAUGUGGAUUUUAUUUGCUCCAGGACUCUCCUGUCAUCCCAGGCCGUGGGCUCUGCUUACUAUUCCAAUGGUGGCCACCUUCCGACGACAAUCAGGUAUCUAGCGCUGAAAGAAGCUGAAAAGCAUCCGGAGAAACUUAUGAAUAACCCUGUCACUGUGCAACAAAUUGCUGAGCUUUUGGAAGAUUUUUCUACGAGCGAUACGCCGAGAUUGGCGGGAUUACUCAAGUUGACAAGAAACUCGAUUUCUGCAGCAAAAGAGCUUUUAGAAGUAAUGGUGAUGGAGCCAGAAACACCUUCGACUAAUAUAGAGCCUGCCAAGCCGGGACUUCCAACUACUAAGGAUUCUAAGUAUCUCGAAGUGAAAAGAGCUUCCGGGUCUAUCCGGCCCUUGCCCUCGACUUCUAAUUCUCACACGAGUUUUGCUGUUAGUCAUGCUCUUGCAGAUCACCAUCGACGCAUUGGAGAGACAGCAUUUGAUAAAGCGCAGGCUGCAUAUCGUCGUGGGAAAUCAGACCACCUUAUGGGUGCAGCUGCGAGCUACUAUUCCGGUAUUGGCCGUGAGCACAUCGCGCUCGCCAAACGAGAAGCAUCUGCUGCAGCUGACGCCCUUGUGGACUCGCAGUCAACCAGAAAGACAUUGGACUUACACGGAGUUAGUGUGCAGGAUGGUGUUCGCAUUGCAUCUGACCGAGUAGAAAUAUGGUGGGAAUCUCUUGGGGAUGCGAAGUAUGUCACAAGUGGAGGCAGGCCUGCUCAGGAGGGCUACCGGAUCAUCACUGGGCUAGGCAGACACAGCAAGAACGGCAUGGCCCGGCUUGGCCCUGCUGUAGCUCGGAAACUAGCAAGUCAAGGCUGGAAAGUGGAAGUUGGGGAGGGACAGUUGACGGUAACUGGACUGGUGCGGCACUCAUAG
Molecule: messenger RNA, 1716 nt
Organism: Ophidiomyces ophidiicola
Lineage: Eukaryota; Fungi; Ascomycota; Eurotiomycetes; Onygenales; Onygenaceae
Exons: 2
Coding region: 1-1716 (571 amino acids)
Molecular function (GO): protein binding
Source: RefSeq, a predicted model, not a curated record